Molecule: messenger RNA, 1650 nt
Organism: Durusdinium trenchii
Lineage: Eukaryota; Dinophyceae; Suessiales; Symbiodiniaceae
Source: the annotation of a GenBank genome assembly
AUGGCAGCGCUGUGGCUUGCGAUCUUCGCGUGGACGGUGCGCGCGACCACAUGGCAGGAUUGGAGUACCAGCAGUUGGGACAGCUCCUCCAGAAGCUCCUGGAGAAGCAGCACCGGUGGCGCUUCACACAGCUCCAGCGGCUCACACGGCUCACUGCGCGCCAGCGGCUCUAUGCCCGAUGGAUCCCUGCGUGAUAAGGAGGAAAAGGAGUUUCUGAAGGACCAGGGCCAGGGCUACAAGAGCGAUGAGGUGGUGCUGGCCGAGUGUGUCGAGCAGAGUUCCGGUUGGAGUGAAACCCUGCGACGGCAUUGCUGUGAGGCCAUGGGCUUGGGCUGCGGCGUCUCCUUGGCGGCGGCCGUCUCAACGGGCGUCUCCAGCCUCGAGCUGCCGGCCGUCACGGUGGUGGUGGGGAAAGAAUUCGAGGUGCCCGUUGGGACCUUUCUGGGGCAAGAGGUGACCUUGCUGGUGGAUGGAGAGCCACCCCACAACUGGCUCCAGUUCAAUGAAAAGCAUGGGAGCCUUUUGGGCCGUGUCGGCGCCCCUGGCAGUUGGCGGAUCUCUUUGCGUGCCAAGGGCGAUGAAGAGCUGCCUUCCGCACACUUGGAGCUCUUUGCCGUAGAUCCUUUGCACUCACCGAGCACACCAGCGGGCGCACCUUUUGAGGAGGCGAAUGCGCGGCCCUUCUUGGUGCAGAGUGUGCCGGAUAUCUGGACCAAAGUAGGUCAGAACUUCCAGCAGGCCGUGCCCGCCACCAGCAUCGUCGAUCCCUCUGGUGCCCCCUUGCUCCUCACGGCGAGGUUGAAGUCCGGCUCACCGCUGCCGCUUUGGCUUUCCUUCGAUCCGAGUACCAGGACCUUCCGAGGAAAACCUCCCUAUGAAGAGGACUUGCAGAUCUCUCUCCAUGCCAGUAAUGCGCACGGAGCGAUGUCCACCAGUUUGGGGCUCCAUGCCACCGACGGCGACCGCGGCCCCAGCAGCCGCGACCAGCACGCGGUGGCGGCCUUUCGAGGGCCGGACGUGGUGGUCCCCGUGGGGAAGCGCUUUGUCCAGAAGAUACCUGGAAUCCAUCCGGCCAUGGAGAUGUUGAAUACUCUGAGCGCUUCCAUGGAUAACGAUGCCUUACCCUCCUGGCUGACCUUUCAAUCUCAGAGCUUUACUGGAGUGCCACCCGAGGUGGGCCACUUUUGGAUCUCUCUCCGUGAUUCGGAGGGUCGCUUGGUCCUCACCUUCUUGCUGCACGUGGUGCGCGAAACCAGCCCGACCGCGGCGAGCCAAGCGCGCCCAAGCAUAGGUGUAGGCCCGCCGCAGGCUCCCCUGAUCGCACAGCUCAUCCCGGACCAGUAUGCCCAGGCCGUGCAGGGGGGGGGGGGCGAUUCCCCCAUCUUCCUGCCGGUGCAGGACCGCUCGCGGACCGCUCUCCAUGCUUUGUUUCCUCCUCACCCUUGCAAAGGAACCUCCUUCACGGCGCGCUAUGCUGCACCCAGCCCAGCGGCCUCCAGCGCCCCAGGCUUCGACCGGUUUCCUCCUGAAGGUGGGUUCGGGCGGUUCCUCCCCCUUCGUCACGGGGCUCUUGCCCGACAUCACCGUGCUUGGUGGCCAAGCGCUGACUCAAGCCAUUCCACGGACCGUGAUCAGCGACCCCGAUGGUGA